GCCCAAAGCAAAAGAUUUUUACGACAGGGGCUUUUUUGUAAUAAGCAAAAGAGAGUGGGGCGAAGUAGCAAAUAGAGUCAAAGUCGCGUACUUUGAAGAAAAGUAACAGAGGGAGGAGACCCAACAAGAAAGGAAUCCGACCUCCCAUCGGAUCUGCCGCACUCCAACUGUUUGUAUAAAAUCCCCAGACAACCCAAAAAACUCGAGAACAAGCACGCCAAGCAGCCAAAUUGCUACUGAAUUGAUACAAUAUCGAUCGAUGGGGUCCAACGCAGAGUUGCCGGAUGGGACGGUGCAGAACAUACUGGAGCAGGAUUCGUUGAAGUGGAUUUUUGUCGGCGGCAAAGGCGGCGUCGGCAAGACCACGUGCAGCUCUAUCAUCUCGAUUCUGCUCGCCAGCGUGCGGGAGUCUGUGCUCAUCAUCUCCACCGACCCCGCCCAUAACCUCAGCGAUGCCUUCCAGCAGAAGUUCACCAAGUCUCCCUCGCUUGUUAAUGGCUUCUCCAACUUGUACGCUAUGGAAGUUGAUCCUACUGUGGAGCAUGAAGACUCUCUUGGAUCAGAUGCAACUGAUGGAUUCGUAUCGGAACUAGCAAAUUCUAUCCCAGGAAUCGAUGAGGCAAUGAGUUUUGCUGAAAUGCUCAAGCUUGUGCAAACCAUGGAUUAUUCUGUCAUAGUAUUUGAUACAGCUCCAACCGGCCAUACCCUACGCUUGCUUCAAUUUCCUUCAACCUUAGAGAAAGGGCUUGCCAAGAUUAUGAGCUUAAAGAACAGAUUUGGUGGCUUGUUGAGCCAAAUGACUCGCCUCUUUGGUCUCGAUGAUGAAUUUAAUGAAGAUGCCAUCCUUGGAAAACUUGAGGGCAUGAAAGAUGUGAUUGAACAAGUGAACAAGCAGUUUAAGGAUCCAGAUUUGACGACUUUCGUCUGUGUCUGCAUUCCAGAAUUCCUCUCUCUUUAUGAAACUGAACGGCUCGUGCAGGAACUUACUAAGUUUGAGAUUGAUACACAUAAUAUCAUCAUCAACCAAGUAAUUUAUGAUGAAGAAGUUGUGGAGUCGAAAUUGCUCAAAGCUAGAAUGCGCAUGCAGCAGAAAUACCUGAGUCAGUUUUACAUGCUAUACGACGACUUCAACAUAACUAAGUUGCCAUUGUUGCCCCAAGAGGUUUGUGGGGUUGAUGCAUUGAAAGCUUUUUCGCCCAAUUUUCUAUCACCAUAUCAACCAUCGAUUACUCGAGGCACAGUGGAAGAGGUGAAGCAGAGAGUAUCGGCGCUGAGAGAGCAGCUCAAGAAUGCAGAAGCAGAACUGGACAGACUCAACAAGGGGAAGCAGAAGGCCUAAUGUGUGUGUGUGAGAGAGAGAGAGAGAGGAGCUUUGAGGGGUUAUUACUUAUCAGCAUGUUUCUUAAAUUGAAGUUAUGUUUUUUCCUCAUUUUUGUUGUGCGAUAUACGUGACUUUGUAGUAGAAAGGAGAGUUGGGUUGACUAAUCAAUUGGAUUUCAUUCAAUGUUGUAUCAUUUGUAAACGUGCAUUAAUCAGCCGGAUCAACCCGUUUUUACUGUAGUCUGAUUUUUUUUUUUUCUAAUAAGAAAUUAGGAAUCGGUACUUGUAUUUGUAUAUUGGGAUUUACAAUAAAGAUUCUGGUGACAUAAA
Salvia miltiorrhiza (redroot sage) is the source of this 1650-nucleotide messenger RNA. RefSeq names its product ATPase GET3A-like. Gene Ontology annotation, molecular function: ATP hydrolysis activity; ATP binding. The record is from RefSeq and is a predicted model, not a curated record. NCBI's taxonomy places the organism in Eukaryota, Viridiplantae, Streptophyta, Magnoliopsida, Lamiales, Lamiaceae. The transcript has 7 exons. Gene Ontology annotation, cellular component: GET complex. The coding region runs from base 260 to 1339 and encodes 359 amino acids. Gene Ontology annotation, biological process: post-translational protein targeting to endoplasmic reticulum membrane.